Cuscuta europaea is the source of this 2341-nucleotide messenger RNA. The record is from the annotation of a GenBank genome assembly. NCBI's taxonomy places the organism in Eukaryota, Viridiplantae, Streptophyta, Magnoliopsida, Solanales, Convolvulaceae.
AUAGUUUAACAACAUACAUUUAUAAUUAUAAGUUUAAUUUCGUAGCUAAUAUAGCUCCCGGCCGGCCGGCCUCAAGAAUGACGUACGUACUAGCUAGCUAGCUUUCACCAACCAUUAAAUUCGUCUCUCCAUCUCUCGCUAGCUACCUAUCUACUAGCUUUAAAUCUCUAGCUGUAUAGUACAGUAUUUCAUUUCUAAUAAUAAGCUUUAGUCUCUCUUAGCUUUCGCUAGCUAGUGAUUUGAUGGAGGGGAUAAUUGUUAAUAAUAAUAAUAAUAAGGUAGACGAAGAAGCACAAGAUUUCAGUGUGCAAGAGAAGCACAAGAUUGAGCUCCUCAGAGCUCUUCUUCACAAACGAGCUGACCCUUCUUUUCAGGCGGUUGAUGAUUACACAUUGAGAAGGUUUCUUGGAGCGCGUGAGCUGGAUGUUGAGAAAGCUGCAGCGAUGGUGAUAAAAUACCUGAAAUGGAGAAGUGCAUUUAUGCACAUUUCGGCGUCGGAGGUUCCCAACGAGAUAGCACAGAACAAGAUGUUCAUGCAAGGAGUGGAUAAACAAGGCCGCCCCAUUGCCGUUGUUUUUGGUGCUAGGCACAUCCAAAAUAAUAAUAAAGGCGGCCUCCAUGAAUUUAAACGUUAUGUGGCUUUCGGGUUGGACAAAUUAUGUGCAAGGACGUCUCCGGGCGCGGAAAAGUUUGUGGUGAUAGGUGAUCUUCGCGACUUUGGGUAUGCCAACAGUGAUAUUAAGGGAUACAUUGCUGCUUUAUCGAUCCUACAGGACUUCUAUCCAGAAAGACUUGGAAAAAUGUUUAUUGUUCAUGUGCCAUACCUGUUCUGGACAUUGUACAAGGUUGUGCACCCUUUCAUCGAUGUUAAUACCAAGAAGAAGAUCGUUUUUGUUGAAAAUAAACGCCUGACAUCAACACUGCUGGAAGACAUUGAAGAGAGCCAGCUCCCAGAGAUCUAUGGAGGCAAACAGUCCUUGGUCCCCAUACACGAAGCCUAGCUCGAUCAUCUUAUUGUUCACCUUAAUUAAAAGCAUGUCACAACAAAAGAAUAAUAAAUAAGCAUGUCACAAAAUGAAGGUAAAAAAAUGUGACAAGCUCGAUAUUUCUGUCACCCCAAAAUUCGUGACAAUAAUAUAGUGUAGUGUAUGUGUUUCAAUGGUGAUGCAAAGCAGGGAGAAAACUAAAACUAGUGAAGUUGGGGUUGUGGACAUCUGAUUAGUUGUAGGAAAUAUAUGUAUAAGAUAUAUCCAAAUCUUGUGUAUUUUCGUACUACAAUUCUAGCUAUUAAUAAUAAUAUUAGAAAUUGUCCAAAAUAGGAGUAAAAACGCAUUGAAAUUCCAAAAUAUGAGUAUCAUGUUUUUUAUUCCUUGAAUAGGAGUAAUCUGUCAAGUUUGAAAAAAAAUGUCAUGUUUAAAAGCCUAGUGAUGCCAAACUUGGCAGAAAUUUACUCAUAUUUAGGGAAUAAAAAACAUGAUAAUUCUAUUUUAAAAUUUCAAAACUUUUUUACUCCUAUUUAGAGAAUUAAUAAUAUUGGUCACGAAUAAUUGAUUUAUUAAUUAAUUAUUUUAUUACGAGAGAAGUGGGUGGUGACCCUAGCUAUUCAAUUCAUGGCAUGGUAAACCGCGGCCGUCUCCCUUGAAUAAGGGUUCCAGUUUUUGUCGUCUUGUGUGCGGCGUUUAGAUUUAGUCGUCCUCUAGAGCGACGAUUAGGUUAGCAGAGAAGAAAUUGUUCGCAUGAAUAUCGCUAGGUGUGCUGUGGCAGCCGAUGGAGAAGGAGUUGCGAGAGUCAAGGGAAGGAGAAAGGGAGGUGUCCAGAGGGGCUGAAAUUGCAGGGCAGACGGAGGUUGUGCGCCAGGGAAUCAAUCGAGCGAUAAGCGGGAGUUGUGCCUUGUUUGUGUCAACAAUCAUAGCGAUGAUCCGGCCUCCUCCUGAACCACUGCCAAGGAUGAACGAAGUGCUAGUGUUCAAGAUAUUUGUUUUGUUUAUUUAGUUUUUUCUUGUUUUGUCCUCCUCAUAUUAGUUUUUAUUAUUUUAUCAUUUGGUUUCUUGUUACCGUCUACGUUGUUAGGUUUGUCGAUUUGUUUGGUAAUUCGGCCUCCUUUUAUGUCAUUGGGUAUGUUUGGAUCUAUGGGAACAAAGAUGUUGUGUCAAGCCCUCUGCAUGAUUAUCGAUUCGUGUUGCUCUUUCAGUGGUGACCGUCUCUAAGUCUGAUCAUAGGAUUUACAGUUUUAGUUGUUGAAGUUUAGUUGGUGUCAGAAUUGUUUUUUCUUUGAUUGAUGUAAUGAUCCUGAAACGAUAUGAAUAGAGGCAAGUUUCCGUUCAAAAAAAUAAUAAUAUUG